Penicillium angulare is the source of this 3117-nucleotide messenger RNA. RefSeq lists its product as uncharacterized. The coding region runs from base 1 to 3117 and encodes 1038 amino acids. Gene Ontology annotation, molecular function: catalytic activity; protein binding. NCBI's taxonomy places the organism in Eukaryota, Fungi, Ascomycota, Eurotiomycetes, Eurotiales, Aspergillaceae. Gene Ontology annotation, biological process: nucleoside metabolic process. The record is from RefSeq and is a predicted model, not a curated record. The transcript is spliced from 2 exons.
AUGGCAGCAGCUCAGGCGAUGCUCGAUGAGGUCCAUGAUGUCCCUCCUCGAGCCACCAAUGACACCAAUAGUUACGUGCUUGGAAGAAUCAAGGGACAUAAUAUCGUUAUUGCGUGUCUGCCAAGUGGAUACUACGGCACAAUCAAUGCUGCAACCGUAGCGGCGAAUUUAAGUCGAACCUUCCCUGCAAUAUCCGUCGCUUUAAUGGUUGGCAUUGGCGGGGGCGUACCGAGUAAAGAAGAUAUACGACUCGGUGAUAUAGUCAUUGGAACAAGAGUCAUGCAGUAUGACCUUGGAAAGAUUAUGGCAGACGGGAAAUUUGAACGAACCGCAUUCCCUCGAACUCAUGGCUCUCUCCUCGGAACAGCGAUCUCUACCCUCCGUGCGAAACAUGAACUUGGGCCUAGUCGAGUUUCAUUCAUUAUUGAGCAUAGGAUGAAGGGCCUUCCCAAUUAUUGCCGACCUAAUACUCCAGAUCGUCUCUUCGAUGCAAACUAUGAGCAUAGUUCUUCAAGUUGCGACGAAUGCAAUUCAUCAAAGUUAGUCAAGCGUACCAGGCGUGAACGUGAUGUCCCAAAGAUUCACUACGGUGCGAUCGCUUCCGGGGAUCAAGUGAUGAAGCAUGGCGGCACCCGAGAUAAUAUUGCGCGAGAACUAGAUGUUAUUUGCUUCGAGAUGGAGGCUGCUGGUCUCAUGGACAUAUUCCCUUGUCUUCCUAUUCGCGGAGUCUGUGACUACUCUGAUUCUCACAAAACCAAGGAAUGGCAAAAAUAUGCUGCCGCUGCAGCAGCAGCAUACGCAAGGGAGCUUAUGGAAGAGCUACCAUUGGCAGAAGAAGAACGAAGUAAUCCUGAUCCUUUUACAAGCAAAAACAAUCCGCAGCAGUUUGUAGACUUAUUAAAGUUUGAUCAAAUUGAUUCCCGCAAAUUGAAUAUCAAAAAGGCUCAUUCGAAAACAUGUCAAUGGCUGCUGGAUCACCCAGAAUACAAGGCAUGGCUUGAUCCUACACGCCUAACCCAAUACCACGCAUUCCUAUGGCUAAGCGGUAAGCCCGGAGCAGGUAAAUCGACAAUCAUGAAAUUUGCCUACUUGAGGAUGAAGAAAAAAGUCGUCGCUGCCUCUUUCUUCUUCAACGCUCGAGGCGAGUACUUGGAGAGAUCAGUUAUAGGCAUGUAUCGGUCACUUUUGUAUCAAUUGUUGACGGGAUAUCCUGAGUUACAAAAAGUUCUCGACAAGUUUGAUAGUAUUCCGUUGGGCCAGGAGCAUCUUUCUUUAAAUGUUUUGAAAGAUAUUUUCUACGAUGCAAUCUCUGCUCUUGGUCAACGACACUUUGUCUGCUUUGUCGAUGCUCUUGAUGAAUGCGAUGAGCAACAGAUCAGAGACAUGAUCGAAUAUUUUGAAGACCUUGGAAGUCAAUGCAUGAGCGAAGGCAUUCCAUUCCGCGUCUGUUUCUCCAGUCGACAUUAUCCCUAUAUUUCAAUUCAAGGGGGAGUAAAGCUUACCCUGGAGAGCGAAAUAGGCCACACGAAAGACUUGGAAGAUUACAUUACAAAUCGUCUCCGAAUACAAGACCCUUCCCUUUUCCAAGAGCUCAAGUCUCAAUUGCUCGACAAAGCAGCUGGGGUCUUUAUGUGGGUCAUUCUGGUUGUCGAUAUCCUAAAUAAGGAGUGGCACCGGGGCGGGUUAGCUUUACGAAAAAGACUCGAAGAUUUACCAAGUGGCCUAAGCGAGCUUUUCAGGGAUAUACUCAGACGAGAUACAGAGAAUAUGGAGCAACUUCUACUUUGUGUUCGCUGGAUCAUGUUUGCAAGGCGCCCUUUGCAACCAGAUGAAUUCCGCCAUGCUCUCUGGUCUAAUCUGGCAGCACGGGGCCUGGUUGAUUAUCAGAUUCCAACAAUCAACCCACAGUCAAGGGAAAGCAAUGCUGCAUUUGUUAUCAGCUCUUCAAAAGGUCUUGCUGAGAUCACUCUGUCCAGUCCACCAAAGGUUCAAUUCAUCCAUGAAUCUGUGCGAGACUUUCUAAUCAAAGACAAUGGGUUUUUUGAGCUGUGGCCUGACCUAGAGAAUAACUGGGAGGCUUCUAGUCAUGAGGCUCUGCGAGAAUGCUGUGAUUUCUAUUUGAAAUAUCCGUCCAUCAAUGCGUCUUGUGAUCAGUUGAUCGAUGGGUCCAGACUCGACAAGGCUACUAAGGCCGGAAUGAGAUCUGAGUUCUCUCGCUGCUACCCAUUCCUGGAGUACGCGAGCCAAUAUGUGCUUCAUCAUUCUAAUGCUGCAGCAAUAGUAAUCCCUCAGAAUGCUUUCCUUCUCAAUUUCCAAUUACGAAACUGGAUAAAAAUGAACAAUCUUUUCGAGAAAUUUCAAAGUCGCGAAUAUGGGAUACUAGCUAGCAUGAUCUACAUUCUAGCAGACAGGGGCCUCUCUGCUCUUAUUCGUACAAAGAUGCAAGUUAAUUCUCGCGUUCAUUUUCCAGGGGGAAGAUAUGGCUAUCCAAUAUUUGCAGCUUUGGCUGGUGGCCAUAAAGAUGCUGUUGCUGCUCUCCUUGGCCUGUCUUCCACAAUAAUUGACGGCAAUGACAUUGCCGAGGGCAUUAAUUUCAGGAAAGACCUUUUGGAUUUCAAAAAGCGCACGCCGCUGACUUGGGCUGCGCAAGAAGGUCGAUUGGCAAUUUCCAAGCUUUUGAUAGAAGCUGGAAUGAUCAUCGGCCAGAAAGAUGAUGCGGGAGGAACGGCAUUGUCCCGGGCUGUACAAAAUGGACAUGAGGAGAUUUGUAGCCUUUUCAUUGAAAGAGGAAGUGAUGUUAAUCUUACAGUUGAAUUGCUCGGUCUGCUGCUUUCUAUGGCUUCAAAGAGGGGUCACGAAGCAGUUGCUAGACUCCUUAUUAGGAAAGGCGCCGAUGUUGACUUUAUAAAUUCUGGCGGAAGAACGGCGCUUAUUGAAGCUUCGGAAAAUGGCCACGAAGCAGUUGCUAGGCUUCUUAUUGCGAAAGGAGCCGAUGUUAAUUUUGUAGAUUCUGGAGGGAAAACGGCGCUUUUUGAAGCUUCACAGAGUGGUCACGAAGCGGUUGCUAGGCUCCUUUCGAUGAAUGGAGCCUAUAUUUAUCAGAUGAUCUCAACCUAA